Talaromyces atroroseus is the source of this 867-nucleotide messenger RNA. RefSeq lists its product as hypothetical. The transcript has 4 exons. NCBI's taxonomy places the organism in Eukaryota, Fungi, Ascomycota, Eurotiomycetes, Eurotiales, Trichocomaceae. The record is from RefSeq and is a predicted model, not a curated record. The coding region runs from base 1 to 867 and encodes 288 amino acids.
AUGGUUGAGGAGAGCAUGGCCGACUAUGCACAUAUGCGUAGGUGCGAUAUUUCGGCUCUUUACUUCUACUAUGCGCACUCGCUCUUUGUCAAGCUUAGCGUCCUGGUCUUCUACCGUCGGGUCUUUGGAGUCAGUCGCCUGAACAAGUUCUGGAUCUACGUGAUUGGAGGCGCUCAAACGGCGCUGUUCGUAGGGUUUUGCAUCUUCCAGGGCUUUCAAUGCAUACCACUCGCCAAAUACUUCAAUAUAACCGUUCCGGGCCAUUGCACGGACGAGUGGUUGAUAGUACUCACCUUUGAGUGUCCUAACUCAUUGCUCGAUUACGCUGUGGUGAUUCUGGCUAUUUUUAUUAUCCAGCCUCUCCAUUUAUCGCCAACCGUGAAAUGGAAGCUCAGAUUCCUCUUCGGUCUGGGGUUCCUUACUGGGACAUUAGGGUUUAUCAAAAUAGCCAUCACUUACUCUAAGAGCAAGCUAUACCCCUUAAACAUGGUCUCCUUAUGGACCAGCGUGCAGAUGUUCGUCUCCCUGCUCUGCUGCUGCCUGCCCAUGUAUAACGUCUUUCUCCCGGGCCUCGUCGCAUUCUGGAGUAGACUCAGCUCACGAAUGGUGAGCUACGCCACCUUUGGACGAGUAUCCCGGUUUAAUUCAGGAUCAAAAUCGUCCACAGACUCGAGUAGGCGCAGCGGAUACGGCAAUCAGGGUCAGGACUGGGUGCAUCUGGGCGACGACAAUAGCAGCAAGGGUUUUGCUUGGGCUGAGGCUGCGCCCUUUGCGGAGGCACAUGCCCUAGGCGAGCUUGCUCCUCAUGGCCGUGCAAAUCCGGAAGCAUCGGGUAUACAUGUGCAUCGGCAGUUUGAUGUGGCUUAG